AUCAAAGAAACUGAAAGUAAAUUCCCAUUCCUGAUACAGCUCCUCAAAAAGAAGGUAAAAACGAUGGCUGGGAAAAUGAAAUUCAUUGAAGAACAAUUUAAGAAAAAUCUUAAAAAAAGACAACUGAAGCAAACAAGCAUUGAUAAAUGUGAUGUCGUGAUGCAUUUCUGCCCCAUUGUUUCUCGUGCUGGAACAGACAUAAGUGCUGCACUGAGUCAACUUUAUAAUGUUGUCCAACUAGUCAUCCUGGUGGUGCUCCAUCAAACAUUUGACCCAGAUAAAACUAUACCAGACAGCAACGCUGCUGUAUACAGAGAGAACACAUUUGCAGUGGACUGUCUGUUCUCUGAGGAUACAGGAUUACUGCAAUGUCAGACGAAUGAAGAUGCAUUCGAAAGAAUAGCAAAAUACCUAAAACCCCUGCUCCUUAACAAGCAGGCACAGAAGAUGGGCGGUGUGCACGGGAAAACGACAUCAAUUGAAGCAGAAUUCAAGGAAAGACUUAAUAAUAGAGGUUUGACGCAAACAACCAUUGAUGAAUGUGGUGCCCUACUGGUUUUCUGCCCCAUUGUUUCUCGUGCUGGAACAGACAUAAGUGCUGCACUGAGUCAACUUAAUAAUGACAAACAUGUCAUUUUGGUGGUGCUCCAUCACACGUUCGACCCAGAUAAAUAUAUACCAGACAGCAACGCUGCUGUAGACAGGAAGAAAACAUUCGUAGUGGACUGUCUGUUCAAUGAGGAUACAGGAUUACUGCAAUGUCAGAGGAAUGAAGAUGCACUUAGUGAAAUUGCAAAAUACCUAGGCAUUGAUGACAAUACAAGGAAAACGAAUAAAGUAAUGUUUGGUUUGGUUCUGGGUGGUUCUUUUGUUGUUGCUGCUGGUGUUGUUGGUUUUGUACUGUAUUGGUAUUUUUAUUGAGGUAAAAAGCUGGGAGACAUUGAUCAUGAUGACUUGUCCUAUUGAAAGGAUUAUCUGUAACAUAGCUGCAUGGGUCACUCAGUAGAACUGAACUUGUCAAACAUAUAAUUAAUGAAAAAUGCUGAUCAAGAAUAUCAACUUAUUAACUUUUCCAAAUUCAUCUGUAUGCUUUUAACCAUUAGAAUGAUUUGACCUGAAAUAAUGCUGUAGUUUGCUAUGCAAUGUUAGAGUCAAAUUACUGCUGCAUGUAAGAUUUAAACAGAGCAAACAAUAAAUCAUUGAAAAGGUGUCACUUCUGCAAUUAAAACUACAAACAAUU
This is a messenger RNA of Misgurnus anguillicaudatus (oriental weatherfish), 1240 nucleotides long. Lineage: Eukaryota; Metazoa; Chordata; Actinopteri; Cypriniformes; Cobitidae. The record is from RefSeq and is a predicted model, not a curated record.